AUGUCGGCUCCCAAGUUUGCCGGUCUGACCGGUAACGCCCUAAUGCGGGCUGUGACAACCUGCGCAACCAUGGGCUUUUUGCUGUUUGGCUAUGAUCAGGGUGUCAUGAGUAGUAUUAUUAAUGCAACAGAUUUCAACAAUGUAUUCACGGCAACCCGAGGAAAUUCCACCAUGCAAGGAACUGUCACUGCCAUUUAUGAGAUUGGCUGCCUUUUUGGAGCUAUCUUCAUUCUGAUUGUCGGGGAUUGGCUUGGUCGCCGCAGAGCCAUCAUCCUCGGCGCCAGCAUCAUGAUCCUUGGCGUUAUUAUCCAAGUCACUUCCUACCCCGGUCAUGUUCCUUUGGCUCAGUUCAUAAUUGGCCGAGUUGUCACUGGCGUUGGAAACGGAAUCAACACAUCAACGAUUCCCACCUAUCAGGCAGAGUGCUCUAGGACCUCCAACAGAGGCCUUCUGAUUUGCAUAGAAGGUGCCACUAUUGCCUUCGGUACCCUAAUUGCCUACUGGAUUGACUUUGGAGCCUCUUAUGGCUCGCCGGACCUCACAUGGCGCUUCCCAAUUGCCUUCCAGAUCGUCUUUGGCCUUUGCAUCAUCGUCGGCAUGUUCUUUCUACCGGAAUCCCCCCGCUGGUUUUUCACCAGGGAACGGUAUGAAGAGGGUGAAACUGUCAUUGCCGCCCUAAUGGGGCAGGAAAUCAGCCACCAUGAUGUCCAGCUUCAGAAGGCUAUCAUCCUCGAUUCUAUCCGAGCCUCCGGUCAGGUUGGGAAAACCACGCCCUUAUCCGCUGUGUUCACCGGCGGAAAGACUCAACAUUUCAGACGCAUGUUGAUCGGCUGUUCAUCUCAGUUCUUUCAGCAGAUUGGUGGCUGCAACGCUGUGAUUUACUACCUGCCUGUGCUCUUCAAAAAUUCUCUUGGCCAAGAACCGCCGAUGGACAUGAUUCUUGGUGGAGUGAACAUGAUUGUCUAUUCGAUAUUUGCCACCCUUUCCUGGUUCCUCAUUGAGCGAGUGGGACGGCGUGAGCUCUUCUGGUGGGGUACAAUCGGCCAGUGCCUGUCAAUGGUCCUUACCUUUGCCUGCUUGAUCCCCGGUACGCCCUCUGCCGCAAAGGGCGCUGCUGUCGGCUUGUUCACCUACAUCGCAAGCUUUGGUGCAACCUGGUUACCUCUACCUUGGCUCUAUCCUGCGGAGAUCUCACCCAUUAAGACGCGCGCAAAGGCGAAUGCCAUUUCGACCUGUACCAACUGGCUCUUCAAUUUCCUUAUUGUCAUGGUGACCCCAAUAAUGAUUGAUAAAAUCAAAUGGGGUACCUAUCUGUUCUUUGCCUGCGUCAAUGCGUGCUUCCUUCCAGUGAUUUACUUCUUCUACCCUGAAACCGCCGGGCGGUCUCUGGAGGAAAUUGACCUUAUAUUUGCUAAGGGUUACCUCGAGAAUAUGAGUUAUGUCCGUGCUUCAAAGGAGCUACCGUUCCUCUCUGAUGAAGAAGUUGAACGCGUUGCCAUUCAAUAUGGAUUUGGGCCCGCUGAUUCCGAUGCUAAUGGCAGCGACGGAACUGAGUCUGACGGAGCGAGGAAAGAUGCUGACCCUGAGAAGGCUGCACUUAACUAA
Messenger RNA from Aspergillus ochraceoroseus IBT 24754, 1605 nucleotides. RefSeq lists its product as uncharacterized. The coding region runs from base 1 to 1605 and encodes 534 amino acids. Gene Ontology annotation, biological process: transmembrane transport; carbohydrate transport. Gene Ontology annotation, molecular function: carbohydrate:proton symporter activity. The record is from RefSeq and is a predicted model, not a curated record. Gene Ontology annotation, cellular component: membrane. NCBI's taxonomy places the organism in Eukaryota, Fungi, Ascomycota, Eurotiomycetes, Eurotiales, Aspergillaceae. The transcript has 4 exons.